ACCUCCUGCAGGUUGGGAAAGAGGAGGAUUUCUCUGAGCAGCAGCUCUGGAAACAGGAGAGGAAUUCCAGUUUGGACCAAGAGGAACCAGAACCUCUGCAGAUGAAAGAAGAGCAGCUAAAGCCAGAAGAUCCCUGGACUAAAGAGGAAACCAUGGAGCUCCCCAUCAGUGAGCAGGAGGAGCAGCUGCUUCUCAAGCAGGAGGAAGGAGAGACAUUUAUGACAGAAAGGGACCACAUUGAACCAAUCAGGAACCAAGUCAUCUGUCAGGACUUUAGUGGCCUUCAGGACCAGGAACCAGAAGAAAUUGAUCCUAAAGACUCUGGAUCAGAUGAAGGAUCCAAACAGAAUCAGAGAUGUCAGAAAACAUACAAAGGACGGAAGAUUUAUGAGUGUCUGUCCUGUGGGAAAAGCUUUACUAAUAAAACUGCACACAACAGACACACAAGAAUUCACACAGGUGAGAAGCCGUUCUCCUGUUCGACUUGUAGCAAAAGUUUUACUCGAAAAAGUAGUUUGAAUGAACACAUGAGACUUCACACAGGCGAGAAGCCUUUUACCUGUCUGUCCUGUGGGAAAAGCUUCACUCUUAAAGGUAAUCUUGAGCAACACAUCAGAACUCACACUGGUGAGAAACCGUACUCCUGUAACAUUUGUGACAAAAGAUUUAGUCAGAAAAUUUGUUUGACGGAACACAUGUUAACUCAUUCAGAUGAGAGACCUUUUUCAUGUGAGGCCUGUGGGAAAACAUUCAAAAGAAGAGAUUUUCUGAAUGAACACAUGAGAACUCACACAGGGGAGAGGCCUUUCAGAUGUCCGUUCUGUGGGAAAAGCUUCAUUAAGAAGUCUAAUCUGGAUAGACACAUCCCAGUUCACACAGGUGGACACCGUUCUAAUGUACGAUUCAUGGAAGGAAAUGUAAUAAAGAAAAAGAUUUGACGCUUCACAUCAGAAAUCACCACAAUGAGACGCCACAGGAACGAACAGGAGACCUUUUCCAUGUUUGACUGGUGAGAAAAAUGUCCGUCUAGAAACUCCUUCACCUCAUUGGAUGAGAAACUCCCACUUUAAAGGUUGUUUUCUAGCAAGAUUACUGGAGGCAGUAAUCUACUGUUUACAUGGAAACUAGAACAGAUGAGGCCUGUUAGUAUAAACCUGAUCAAUAUUUAAACUAUGAGACACCAAAGGAAAGGAAAG
Messenger RNA from Cyprinodon tularosa, 1196 nucleotides. RefSeq names its product gastrula zinc finger protein XlCGF7.1-like. Gene Ontology annotation, cellular component: nucleus. The annotation marks the transcript as partial. NCBI's taxonomy places the organism in Eukaryota, Metazoa, Chordata, Actinopteri, Cyprinodontiformes, Cyprinodontidae. The record is from RefSeq and is a predicted model, not a curated record. Gene Ontology annotation, molecular function: DNA-binding transcription factor activity, RNA polymerase II-specific; RNA polymerase II cis-regulatory region sequence-specific DNA binding. Gene Ontology annotation, biological process: regulation of transcription by RNA polymerase II. The transcript has a single exon.